AUUAAAUUUUUAAAAUAUUUGCUAUUUCAAUGAUAUGAAUUUGGACGAAAACAUAGUUUGAAUGCCCCAUGCUUUUGAGAAUAUGUGGAAAAUGAAACUGAGACUGGAAAAACCUGAGUAUUUGACAAAAACAUGUGAAUUCUCAGACACUUAAUAUGUAGAGGGUUGUUCAUUUCAGUCUGUGUAGAGAAUGCAUAUACAUUACGAGAGUAAUGUUAGGUCUAAAACCAUCCAGAUGUUGAACAUCUGAAAUAGCACCCCUUCCAAAUGGAGCAAGAGAGUACUAGAUAGUUUUUGUAGCAAGACCAUCAGGCUGUUUAAACAGACCAUUAAAUUAUAUAAUGAAAGCAGUGGUAUGCUGUUUUUGUGAAGAACGAAAAAUGUGUUUGUUUUUCCUAUCUGAAGAAAUCUGUUAUCUUAACGCUGCAGGAAAUUGCAUAAUUAUGAAAAUUAAUCCCUUUCCUGUAUUCUGUUUGGUUCUUAGAGCAAAGCUGAAUAGAUGCUUUUGGUUUAAGUCAAAGAUAAUUUACACUGACUGCAUUUGAGUUAUUUGUAUGUAACUGCACAUAACUUACUUCUUUGUUUCUGUGUCGUGAAAGGUUUUUAUUUUGCAGCCAUCAUCAGUUCUUUCUCUGUGCAAUCUUUCUCUUUGAACUUAGGAGAACACUUGAGCUCAAGUUUACAUUGCCUUGCAAAAAAAAUUAAAUUCAAUUUAAUUCUCGGUGUCCAUAUUGGAAUAUAUGUUUCACUUCUGCAGAGAUUAACAAUAUUUACUUGAAUUAUAAUUUCAUAUUGGAUAUGUAAUUUACUAUUUUUGAAAAACAUACAUGCCAUGUGCACAUUAGCUUUGUUUCUGUUCAGUUGAAAACUACUGAAAAUCAGUAGCUUAUGGUCAUUUGGUGCUUCCUCAAGUGCAGCAAAUGCUUCAGUUUGUCUUGCACAGUUUGGGCAAAAAAAUACUGCUUUUUGACUAAUUUUAGAGGAUUGUAGACAAAUUCCUAUUGUUUGGGGGGUUGGAGGUUCAUGAUCCUUGAGGUUACUUCCAACCCUGGCCAUUCUGUGAUUCAGGGGGAGAAAGCGUUGCCAGAAGAACAGGCAUGGAGUACCCAACAGCAGCAGGUUGUGAAGCUAUUGGAUGUUCACUUUUUAUGGCUGGAUCUCCAGAGAUGUUACAGGUUCUGUAUAUUUCAAUCAACUGUUGUCACCAAAGUUAGAAUUUUUAAGUAUGGCCUUUGCAUCUUUCAGUGUAAAGGCUUUAAAAGGUGUAAUGCAACUGACGCUAUUUGCUUGCAUGAAACAUGUUUAUAGCAGUAAGCAAAUUCUCAGUAUUUGGUUUAUUGCAUAUUACAGCAUCUUACUGCAGAAGUUACAGAAGACUAAUUCUAAAUAUGAUUCUGAAUUCAAAUGUUAUUUGCAUAGGAUUUCUAAAGAUUAAAAACUUGUCUACAACCCUGUAAAUGUUAAUCUCUCACACUUUAAUCUUUAUUUACUUCAUAUAUGAAAUCUCUUUACUACAUAAAUCUGAGACAGAAUGGAGGAAUGUGGAACGUAGCUUAAGUAAUUAGGAAAAUUUCAGCCCCAAAGGAAACUUCUAGUAAAAACUGAAGCUGGUGGAAGGAUAGGAAGUCGUAACCAUGCCAAACCGUUACUGCAUGUGUGCAAAUUUUGCUUUGCACAAACAUGCCCGCAUUUAUAGGCAACUAUAGUGAAAACAACUGGGUGUCAUUUUCCCUGAUGUAGAUGAAGAAAGAAAAAAGAAAGCUCUUUUUUUGAUUGUUAAAAAGAAGGUAGGUUUCGGCAACAGUCCUUAUACUCUUUAGAGCAAAACCUUUUGUACAGCAUUGUAAAACUGCCACUGUACUCGAUUUAGGUGUUCUGUUAAUCUAAGUGUGCUCUUGGUUAGGUGAGCCAACCAUUGAAGGGAAGUUGGGUUCCAUCUCUACUGUCUGUGUGGGUAAGUUUGAUUGAGCUCAGGUUGAGCUCAUGAGGCUACUAAAGAACUCUGGAAAACAUUUCUGUCUUUUUGAGAAUUAUGUCUCUAAAAACUCUUAGGAGGCUUGUGCAUUUCUGUCAGGAGAAAGCUGACCCUUCCGAGUGUUAUUGCCAGUAGACACUCUUAACAGGUAAGAGAAAAUGUAUUCCUUGUUGAAAUUAAACCGGAACAGAAUUCUGCAUGAAAGCCAAUGUCUCUUCCUUAAGUGUGAGAUAGUACUGAGUGAUUUAAUUGCACAUGGAAAUUGGUGUUUGGCAUUGGUGUCUUCAAAGCUGUUAAGCUGUGACCUCUUACUCCUGUUUGUAUUCUGGCAGUAAGAAAUGUAUCUUCUGUCUUCUCACAUCAUACGUAGUUUGUAUUAAUGUAUUUGUUAUCCAGUGUUUGCGUGCUCCUUAGAAAUCCCUUGUUUGAGAGGGGUUACAAUCCACUUGCACUUCUGUGAGUGCUUCUUGAUUGUAUCUCUUACAUCGUUUUGUAUGUGACCAUUCAAUUCUGUGAAAUAAAGAGAUGGAGGAGAACAGUGAUAAAGUACUUUAAAAGUUGUUCUACUACUUCUCGCAGGAUAGUAGGCAAAAAUAUAUCCACCCUGAACUUCAGCCUCUGUGCAGUAACAGCUGUAUUCUCUUUUUCUGUAGGUGGUGCUAAGCCUGCUAGGAAUUUUUACUGAACAGAAUCUCCAGAGAAAAUACAAAGCAGCAAAUGCUUGGUCUGUCAAGAUGCCUCAUUGCAAUAAAAGAUCAAUAAGAAGCUACAGUAUGGAAACUUUACUUGUCCAAAAGGGUUUGGUCUGCAAGGUUCAAGAAGUACCUACAUUUAAUGCCAAUAUGGAAAUGAAGAAUUGCAAGUAUUGUAUAGAGGCGUCCGCGUGGCAUGGCGCGGGGCUGCCGCCGGCGGCGGAGGAGCGGGGCGGGCUGCUGAGGGCCGCCAGGCUGCGGGCGGCGGUGGAGCGGGAGCGGCGGCUGGAGGAGGCCGUGCGAACGGGAGAGGAGCGGAGGCGGCAGAGGGAGCGGCGGCGGCUGCAGGAGGAGCGGCUGGCGGCGGAGCUGGCGCGGCUGAAGCACGAGAAGCUGAGCGAUGAGAAGAUGAGGCAGCAAGUGCGGGAGAACAGUCUUGAACUUCGAGAACUCGAGAAGAAACUAAAAUCUGCAUAUCUGAACAAAGAGCGAGCGGCGCAGAUCGCUGAGAAAGAAGCCAUAGAGUUUGAGAAAAUGAAACGUGAGGCUGAAAUAGCCCAAAAGAUGAAGGAAGAGUAUGAAAGGGCAGCAAAAGAAGAAAGUUUGGCAGAACUGAGGCGAAAUGAGGAGAAAAUAACUUAUCAGCAAGAGCUGGAGAAGCAGCUUGAGGAACAGGAGCGGAAGAAGCAGGGAGUUUAUGACGAGUUUCUGAAAGAGAAACUCAUGAUUGAUGAAAUCAUAAGGAAGAUCUAUGAGGAAGAUCAAAAGGAAAAACAACUUAAGUUAGAGAAGAUGAGAGCAACUCAGACAUAUAUUGAAGCAUUUAAAAAAGAACAGGCUGUGUGGAAGCAGAGGAAACGGGAAGAGAUGGAAGAAGAAAACAGGAAAAUUGUGGAGUUUGCCAACAGUCAGCGGCAAAGAGAAGAAGAUUGGACGGCCAAAGUUAGAGACAUGGAGGAGAAAAAACAACAACUUCAGGCCAUGAUUGCCCAGAAUCUAGAAAGAGAGCAACAGAAGCGUGACGAAGUGGAACGAAUACGCCAGGAGCUGUAUCUGGAAGAACAACUUGAGACUGAUAGAAAGAAGGAGAUGGCAGAAAUUGAGACGAGAAUAAGGCAGCGCCUGGAUUUAAGGCAAAUGUACGAAGAGCAGUUAGCUUUGAAGAAGGUAGCGCAGCGAGCCGUGCAAGAGGAGGAAGAAGCCUUCAGACAGCAGAUGCAGGCCAAGUUUGCAGAGGAUGAUCGUAUUGAACAGAUGAAUGCUCAGAAACGAAGAAUGAAACAGCUUGAACACAGAAAGGCUGUGGAAAAACUUAUUGAAGACCGUCACAAACAAUUCAUUGCAGAUAAAGAGCGUGAACUUGAAGAAUGGCAGUUAGAGGAGAAAAGACAAGCAAACAUUCGUGCAGUUGUUGAAGAAGAGAGACAGAAACUCCUGAAAGAACAUGCAUCUAAAUUACUGGGUUAUCUUCCUAGAGGAAUACUCAAAGGCGAAGAUGAUAUUAACAUGCUUGGUGAGGAGUUUAGGUUGGCUUAUCAGAAGAGAAGAGAUAAUCCAUCUUCUGAAGAGAGCUGAAAUUUCCACUGCCUGCCCUCCUGCUUUGCCACUAGGUGUCAUCUGAUUGCUAAUGAAAAUGUCUACCUGCUGUUAACAGCAAGGAACUCGUUUUUAUUCUCAUAAAAAUCUCCAUUUUAAGACUGGAGCUCUGAACUGAAGAACGGCUCAUCUUAUUUAAAUGCACUUAAAUUUUUCAGGAAUAAACUGCUACAGAUUUCUCAAUAAUCUAUCAGCUAAAUACAACUGAGUUAGUGAUGAAGCACUGUUUGAAAAUGUUUUCUUCAGCCCACUGCAGAAACCUGAAGUAGUGCAAGUUCAGAUGGGUGUCACAUAACAGACAAUACGAUUAUCUUAAUGCACUGUUUCUGUUUGUAAGUUAACAAAAUAUCUACAUUUGCAUUGUACUGUUAAAUAACUAAUCUAAAGGUAGGUAAUACAAAUCACUAAUGGUAGAUCACAAUUACUUUUUCCACUGCUAGCUCACGUGAUUGUGCUAGUAAAAUCUGAGAUGUAAUUCUCAUUUUGAGAUCAGAGUCAUAGAAUCAUAGAAUUGCUCAAGUUGGAAAAGACCUUAAAGAUCAUCAAGUCCAGCCAUAACCUAAC
This is a messenger RNA of Lagopus leucura (white-tailed ptarmigan), 4827 nucleotides long. RefSeq names its product meiosis specific nuclear structural 1 (gene MNS1). Lineage: Eukaryota; Metazoa; Chordata; Aves; Galliformes; Phasianidae. The record is from RefSeq and is a predicted model, not a curated record. Gene Ontology annotation, cellular component: motile cilium. The transcript has 11 exons. Gene Ontology annotation, biological process: cilium organization. The coding region runs from base 2710 to 4242 and encodes 510 amino acids.